Molecule: messenger RNA, 2196 nt
Organism: Fonsecaea multimorphosa CBS 102226
Lineage: Eukaryota; Fungi; Ascomycota; Eurotiomycetes; Chaetothyriales; Herpotrichiellaceae
Exons: 1
Coding region: 1-2196 (731 amino acids)
Biological process (GO): regulation of transcription by RNA polymerase II
Molecular function (GO): RNA polymerase II cis-regulatory region sequence-specific DNA binding; DNA-binding transcription factor activity, RNA polymerase II-specific
Source: RefSeq, a predicted model, not a curated record
AUGGCGUCGACGCGUCAGCACCCGUUUGUGCAGAUUUAUCAAGAUCCAAUGCCGAUUCCCUCAAACAAUAUCUCACAUAUCAACCGACCUCGACCGCGUCUGCAACCUUCAGCCAUGCCUCUGCAGCCACUCAGAAACCCCCCGGCUCCUCACCAACGCCCAGAGGUCAUCCUCAAUGCUCCAAUGGCACCCGGCCAACAGAUGUCGCCUCUCAAGAGCACACCGUUAUCCCCUGCACCACCCUACUUUGGAGAUCUGAACUAUGUUCCCAUCCCUCCGCCUGUGACGGUUAACCAUAUCUACACUGACUCGCCGGCGAAGAGACACGCGCUUCCGAGCAGCCAGCAAUAUCGUCCCGUUCAAAUGGCGCAGCCAAUGUUCACUACCUUCGAUAUAAAACUCGACACAUAUGACCAAGAAAAUUUCGGUGUCACAACUACGCAAGAUAACUUUGUUGACUUCCCAGAACCCUCAUACGUACGAAAGCAGCCUCUUAAGCGAUCAUACUCAGAAGCGCAGAUGACGAACGAUCGUCCUUUCAAGAAGCCUCGACCGGACGAUGAAUCCGUCUUCCAACUACCUGACCCGGAAGAUAUGCCUCCGGUAGAGGAUGACGGGAACAAGCCUGCUUACAGCUAUGCUCAGAUGAUCGGAAUGGCUAUCCUUAGAGCACCAAAUCGGCGGCUGACUCUGGCACAAAUCUAUGACUGGAUCUCAACUACCUUCGCCUAUUACCGCGAAGACACCAAGCAAAGCUGGCACAACAGUAUCAGGCAUAACCUAUCCUUGCACAAAGCUUUUACUAAACAAGAGAGGCCCAAGGGAGAUGCUGGGAAGGGAAGCUAUUGGGUCAUUGAGCCGGGAAUGGAGUCGCAGUUCGUCAAAGACAAAAGUCGGAGAGGAACCAACAUUACCCACAUGACCAUCAAUGCCAAUGUGAUGCGUUCUGAGCCUCAGAAGAUUGCUCAACAGCUCUCGGAUGCGUUGGCGCCGAAUCCCUUCCUUGGUCAAUCUAGCGAACCCCCUCGACCUCAGACCGCUCCUGCUCUUCCAGAACUCUCAUCAGAUGCUACUCUACCUGCCUCAGACCCCGCUUUGAACGAGCACGAGACCGCGGAGUUUGAUGACAGUGGCGUGGCCACAGCUGCAAAGUCGUCUCCUCCGGAUGCCAUCAAUUCAUCACCGCCCGUAGUUGUACCGCAUCAUCAGCGAGCUAUUUCUUCCCCCUCUGCACGGCAGUCACGCCCAUCUGUAUCUCAUCGACAGAACCCAAGUCUUACCAAGAACGACGACAGCGGAUACUUUUCAUCCAUUGAGUCGUCUGCGCUGCGGCCAAACAAGAAUGCCGUGAUGCUCACCUCGGAGCUGGACAUCGAGCCUAUGAGGAAGAAGAGAGGUCGUGCCGAAGAGGAGAUUGUGCGAAUCAGAAGCUCUUCGCAUGAUCUAACUCCAAGCCAUGCGAGAUUCCGGCCAUCAACGACGGAAGGGGCGCAAUUGUCGUCUCCCGUCCGCGUCAGCCCAACGAUCGCUCAGAAUCCGAUGACUCCAGCUGUUGUCUUCAAGAAACCCGCUCGCCCUCCCCCUUCAGUCUCUCCAAACACACAGCUUCUCCUACAUCGCAAAGCGAUGCGCGAGUUUGCAAACUCACCCAUUAAAAGCUCUGGGCUCUUUUUGUUGGAAGAGGCAACGUACAGUCCCCUCAGAUGGACGAGCAUCCCAGCGUCUUCUACCUUCCCUGAGGAACAAUCUUUCGAGAUAUUUUCUGAUUCUGUCCUUGGUCUCACUCCGGGCACGCCGAUAUGUGCGUCGUCACCCUUGAAAGGAUCUGUCUCUCGCCCAACGUAUGGUCGCUCAGCCACCUCUACCAAUAUUCUUACCGACGUGCUUGGCAGUGCUCAGAAGCUCAACACAAAGACGCCAACCCGUGGUUCUCUUCUACCUCCACGCGUGCGGGCCACACAAACCGGCUCGCCAUUGAAAGCCUCAACUACACAUGGCUCCCUCUUCGAUGCACAAGAUGAUCUGUUUGAUUUCAAGUCGUUCGAGAACGACAACUCCGAUGACAACGAUGAAGGUGUCGAUAUUCUUCAAGGAUUUGAGAAAAUUGGUGGCACAUCGGCGCAAGCCAAUGCCACCACAUCAACUGACCAUGCACGUCGACCGUCCUUGGGUCGCAGCUUUACUUCACGCUUCUGA